CAUGUGCGAAGGUGUCCAAACUGACAAUGCUCGUGAGAUGAAGAUAGCGCUGCUGCUGCUUCUGAGCUCAAGGAGGACGCGAGGAAUCUACAAGCCGACAAGAUGAGAUCCAAGGCGAGGGCGAGAAAACUGGCCAAAAAUGACAGUGAGUCAGCAGACAGUAUGUACAACACAGAGCCCAAUCUCAUGACUGGCGAGAGCGCAGAAGAGGAGACAGAAGACAGCAUCAUGUCACCCAUUGCAGUGGGGCCCACGUCCCCUCAGCCCUGCAAUGAGGACUUCACUCCUAAAGAGGGCUCACCCUACGAGGUGCCUGUCUACAUUCCUGAUGAUAUUCCUAUCCCGUCUGACCUGGAGCUCCGUGAGUCGUCCGUUCCAGGUGCUGGCCUUGGGAUCUGGGCCAAAACCACAGUUCGGAUGGGAGAAAGCUUCGGACCAUACAACGGAAUGCAAAGUGCCAUGGUUAAAGAAACCACUUACGGAUGGGAGCAAAUGCUGAAUGAUCAUGAAACAUCGUCUCAAGACAGCUGUAUUAAAAAGGUCGGACUCUCUCUGCAGGGUCUUGUCCAGUAGACCAGUGGGGACAGAAGACACUAGUUUCUGUAUCUUUAAUGUCAACAUACAAUGGCAUUCAUAAUCUUUUUACUUCCAUAAUGUGAUGAACAGUGGGG
Molecule: messenger RNA, 671 nt
Organism: Myxocyprinus asiaticus (Chinese sucker)
Lineage: Eukaryota; Metazoa; Chordata; Actinopteri; Cypriniformes; Catostomidae
Product: histone-lysine N-methyltransferase PRDM16-like
Exons: 4
Coding region: 103-573 (156 amino acids)
Source: RefSeq, a predicted model, not a curated record